This is a messenger RNA of Pangasianodon hypophthalmus (striped catfish), 554 nucleotides long. It is a transcript of the gene smdt1b, whose product is annotated as single-pass membrane protein with aspartate-rich tail 1b. Gene Ontology annotation, cellular component: mitochondrial inner membrane; uniplex complex. Bases 53 to 325 code for a protein of 90 amino acids. The transcript is spliced from 3 exons. NCBI's taxonomy places the organism in Eukaryota, Metazoa, Chordata, Actinopteri, Siluriformes, Pangasiidae. The record is from RefSeq and is a predicted model, not a curated record. Gene Ontology annotation, biological process: calcium import into the mitochondrion; mitochondrial calcium ion homeostasis.
GCGCUCUCACUCUCUCUCUCUCUCCAUAUACAGAGCGCAUAAAACAGGAAAUAUGGCUUUGGCAGCGCGCGCCCUGUUUCGGAGUUUCCUCACCAGGAAUGUCGGAUUAAACCCACGAAAUAUGAAAGAAGUUGCACUGAGUCGAAACGCGGUGACAUCAACGUCGGGAGCCAUACUCCCAAAACCAGAUAAAACUCCGUUUGGUGUCGUGCGCAUGACAGUGGUGGUGGUCCCGUUCCUCUACAUAGGCACGCUCAUCAGCAAGCAGUUUGCAGCUCUUCUGGAAGAGCAUGAUAUCUUCGUUCCUGAUGAUGAUGAUGACUGAGUAACGUCAGGCUGGGUCGUGCUGUACGACUGGGGAACCAAACCGUUGCUCACACUGAAGAUAACUCUAAGCGGGAUCAAUGCAAUAACGUUUACAUUCACACCUUGCUUUCAGUGCCUGACUCUAAAGUUUGAUUUUGAUUAUUUACCUUUUAAAGCUAAUGUUUAAUCACCUCAUGUAUUUUUGCAUGUACAGAUUUGUUUCAGUGGAAUAAAACACUUGAUUCUGA